Molecule: messenger RNA, 2010 nt
Organism: Alternaria atra
Lineage: Eukaryota; Fungi; Ascomycota; Dothideomycetes; Pleosporales; Pleosporaceae
Exons: 1
Coding region: 1-2010 (669 amino acids)
Source: RefSeq, a predicted model, not a curated record
AUGGAACUUGGCACGCCAUCAUCGGCCAGCGCUUCAGCGUUCUCGGAUCCCGUUGAUGAGACUUCGAUCCGCCUCCUCCGCUUCUCUCAGACUGAAGAUGGCAUCUUCAUUGGCAAGCUGCGGAAGUUCCCAAUCGCCGGUGCACCUCACUAUUACACAGCCAGUUAUGUGUGGGGUAAGCGUAAGUACGCGGGAGUGACAGUCAAUGUGAAGACUGGAAGGCUCCCUAUACUCGACAGUCUCGUACCCUUCCUACAGAUGGUCACUCACCAUGGCGACUUUAAAGGCACAGAUUGGUGGUGGAUCGACUCUCUUUGCAUCAACCUGGGUGACAGUCGUGAACGUGAGAAGCAAGUGCGCAUCAUGGCGGAAAUCUACAAAAAAGCGAGAAGAGCGAUCGUGUGGUUAGGCGAAGAGAAAGACGAUACCAGCGACUGCACCGAUGCGAUCGACUUCAUGCAUUAUCUUUCCACUUUACAGAUCGCGUUUAAUGGGGACGAUAUUGCGAUGCGCAAGAAGCUUGAGAACCCUGAAUUCACCAAUAAGUGCGCUGCUGUCAGCAACUUGCUAGCCAGGCCUUGGUGGACGAGAGUGUGGACUCUGCAAGAAUUUGUACUCCCGAAAGAGGUGAAGCUCUACUGUGGUAUGGCGAGCAUCAGCCGCGGCAGGUUCAAGAGUGCGAUCUACAGUAUUUUCCUUUGCAGCACCAUCAGCCAAGAAUUCGAACAUGAGCUUGUACCGCGAAAGCUAUUCGACGGCGCAUUCAACCGACGUCGCAUCCAUCAAUGGCAUACCAAGCCAGCUUCAAUCGGCAUCAACCUGAUCGCCAUCAUGGCAUACUUGGGCAACCACUCCGCAACCGACAGUAGAGAUCGCAUAUACUCUGUUCUUGGUCUCAUCACUGAACAAGAUCGAGACCUCAUAGGACCCGCGGAAUACACUACCGAUAUUGCGCAUCAGUUCGCGAGGCUUGUUCGAUCCUUUUGGAACGUUCACAAAUCGCUUGACAUCAUUUGCUUUACACACUUGUUCAGUCGCAACGCAGCGGUCAGCGAUCUGGAUGCCAAAAACGCAGCACCUACCUGGGCUCCGGAUUGGAGGACAACUACCGACUUUGCUUCUCCUGUUCCGCUCAUGGCAAGCCAAAGUGCCUGUGAACACAUUGGGAACUUCAGACCGCUACGAUCGACGCGUUGGAAAGCGAUAUAUGACGCUCCUGGAACGCGACUCGGGAAACAAGCAGCAGUUUCCUUCUCCAACGACCUGAAAGACCUGUACUGCAAUGGCGCCGUGUUAGAUACAGUUCACGGGCUUGGUGGACUUGACGGACGGGAAUUACGAUGCCAAAGCUUCGUCUGUAGCGAGGCUGGGCACGAGUUGAUGCAGCCCCGACAAGAGCAACGCACCGCACCGAGAACCACCAUGUCACCCAUGGAUUGGCUCGAAGCCAUAGCACGCUCUCUGGUCAUUGACCGCCAGGACAAGUACCUGUGCUUCCAAGCGCCUGUAAACUAUAUCACCGACUUUCUCUACCUUUGCCAUGCAUGUAUCGAUGGCGAUCCAGUCGACUGGAGCUUCGCGACAUGGUUCGAGCACAACAGGCAACUGAUCUUUGGCAGCACAUCUCUGGAGGAUCAUGUGAGACAGGUACCUAUUGGAUUUAUAUCGCCACCACCGACACUGCAUCGGCCACCAUCACAUCCUAUGCACCAAAUGAACGACAAGCUGGACACCUUUCUCUCGCGCUUCCACGAUACUGUACGGAAGAAAGCACGCCGACUGAUGGUCACCGAGCAAGGCUAUGUUGGUGUGGCACCGUGUCGCGCAAGGCCUGGCGACGUUGUCGGUGUUCUAUUCGGGUGCAGCAUCCCACUCGUUUUGAGGAGGGAGGCGUCGCAAGACGCAUGGCAGGUCGUGGGUGAAGGUUUUGUGUAUGGGCACAUGAAUGGUGAGAUCGCAGACCAAGUGAAGAGUAGAAGGGUUGGUGUACGUCGGUUGAAGCUCAUAUGA